AUGGGUUUCAGCCUUGCAGGCCUUGCCGAACUAGAUGUAUCAGAUUCAUCAUCAUAUUCUACAUUACUACGAGACAAAUUCUUCUUUGAAAUACCUGCAGCACUCAAGGGAUUCGUCUUCCAGAUUACUGGAGGAAACGACAAGCAGGGUGGGCUUCUUUCCUACCGUGUUUGUCUGUUCUUGUCUGACGGUCACUCACCGGAAGGGAGCGAAAAGUCCGUUUGUGGAUGCCAUGUUGAACUUGGUCAUUGUGAAGCAGGGAGAAGCUGGUGCGUACACUUUCUCUUUGUUUCUACUUGCAUUAACGCGAAAACAGAAAUCCCCGGCCUCACUGACGCCAUCCUCCCCAACCGUCUUGGUCUCAAGGGAGCAAUGAAAAUCCGCAAGAUGGUCAACUUGUCCAGGAAGAAUGAUGUCCGCAAGUACGUUAUCCGUCAGGAGGUGAGGAGCGGGAAGAAGGAGAAUGCGAAGCCUUACACCAAGGCUCCAAGACCCAACCCCCAUUGUCACCUUCGCUCCGUUAAGCGUAGAAAAUUGGAGCACCGGAAGGAGCAGAAGUCUGAGUAUGAGUGA
This is a messenger RNA of Desarmillaria tabescens, 573 nucleotides long. Its product is annotated as 40S ribosomal protein S6. Gene Ontology annotation, molecular function: structural constituent of ribosome. The record is from RefSeq and is a predicted model, not a curated record. Gene Ontology annotation, biological process: translation. Gene Ontology annotation, cellular component: ribosome. The coding region runs from base 1 to 573 and encodes 190 amino acids. NCBI's taxonomy places the organism in Eukaryota, Fungi, Basidiomycota, Agaricomycetes, Agaricales, Physalacriaceae. The transcript is spliced from 5 exons.